This is a messenger RNA of Periconia digitata, 523 nucleotides long. NCBI's taxonomy places the organism in Eukaryota, Fungi, Ascomycota, Dothideomycetes, Pleosporales, Periconiaceae. The record is from the annotation of a GenBank genome assembly.
AACGCCGUUUCAUGCCGCUCGCUAUGGAACAGAGAUGAAGGUGAUAAAGGGGCAAGGUAAAAGAAGGGCCCAAGUAAAAGUAAACCCCAAGACAUCCCGUCACCCCCCUCAAAACGGCCACCACCGACACGCCUGCACAAGCGACACACCAUGCUCGUUAACAGGCACCCUGUCCCCAAUAUACCGAACCUUGACCCAGUCCUUCGCGAACUCAUCCAACUCAACACCCUCCUCAAUCCCCUUCUGCCUGAUCUUCUCCAACCGAUCCCCCAAAAUCUUGUCAACCCGGUCAAGCAGCUCCACAUCAGCAACCUCAACUUUCUCAAGCACGCGCUUGACCUUGUCACCAAGCUCAGUCGCCCGCUUACGCUCUUUCUCCUUGCACCGCUCGUCCUUCUCUUUCUUGACGACUUCCCUCCGCGCCGCAAGACCCCUGUGGUACGCUUUGUACUUGUGUUUCUCGAACGGCGCCAUCAGUUCGAUGUACCAGCUGGUUCGGUUUACGCGCUGCUGGCGCUCCUAG